AAAUAUAGUAAAUGAAUUUUCUGAUUCUAAGAUAGAUUUUCUUUUUCAGUUACAGAGGUGCAGCUCAUAAUUCAUGCAACUUGAAUUAUAAGGAUUCAAGAUUCAUUCCUGUGGUUUUUCAUAACCUGAAUUACGAUACUCACUUUAUUUUAAAAGAGAUUGCUACUUCUACGUUGAUGAAAGGACGAGUCACUCUAAUACCUCAUAAUAAGGAAAAAUAUAUUUCAUUUACGAAGUAUAUAGAUGACUGUGACAUCAGUUUUAGAUUCAUAGAUUCAUGGCGAUUUUUACCGUCAUAAUUGGAGAAACUUGCAUCGUAUCUGGAAAAUGUGCCGAUAGCAGCAAAGGAAUUUCGAUCAGAUGGACUUACAGAUGAAAAGAUAGAUCUCCUUCGACGAAAAGGUGUAUUUCCAUAUGAUUUUGUAGAUGGAUUAGAUAAGUUGACGACUACAAAAUUGCCAGAAAAGAAUGAUUUUUAUAAUAAAUUAACCGAUUCUCAUAUUGCUGAAGAAGACUAUAAGCAUGCUGUUCAAGUUUGGAAUAAGUUUAAUAUUAGAACGUUGGGAGAGUAUUCAGAUCUUUAUCUGAAAACUGAUGUUUUACUAUUAGCUGACGUUUUCGAAAGAGAGACAUCUCUGAAAGCGUAUAAUUUAUGUCCAGCACAUUUUUACACAACCCCAGGUCUCACAUUUUCAGCAGCUCUAAAAAUGACAAAGGUGGAAUUGGAGCUCCUCGCAGAUAUAGAUAUGCUAAUGUUUAUUGAAGCAGGCAUUCGAGGAGGAAUAAGUCAAUGCUGCAAUCGGUAUGCUAAGGCGAACAAUCCAUACAUGGGACCAUCAUACGAUAAGAAUCAGAAAACGAAGACACUUAUAUUUUGACGUUAAUAAUCUCUAUGGAUGGGCCAUGGUGCAGUAUUUACCGGUUGGAAAAUUCAAAUGGAUUGAAUAUGAAACGAACUCAAACUUUUUCAAUGCGCCACCAGACUCUGAUAUAGGAUACUUCGCUGAAGUAGAUUUAGAGUAUCCUGAAGAAAUGCAUGAUGAUCAUCGAGAUUUGCCUUUUUGUGCAGAGCACCGUACACCUCCUGGCUCAAAGCAGAAGAAACUGCUGACUACUUUGAAUGAUAAAAAAAGGUAUGUUAUUCAUUUUCGAGCGCUGAAACAGGUAUUGGAUAAUGGACUUAAAAAUCGACUAAAAAAAGUGCAUAGGAUUUUGAGUUUUGAGCAGAAGCCUUGGCUCAAACCAUAUGUCGAAUUUAAUACAGAGAAGAGAAAGUAGGCCAAGAAUGAAAGAAUGAGUUUGAAAAGCUUUUUUACAAGUUAUUAAUCAACGCAGUCUAUGGUAAGUGCAUCGAGCGAGAGCGAUCUCGCGUUGAUGUGCGAUUAGUGAAUAAAUUUGCAGGUCGAUAUGGAGCAGAAGCACGUAUAGCUCAACCAAAUGUUCAUAGUUGCGAUAUCUUUGAUGAAAAUUUGGUUGCUAUACAGCUAAAGAGAACUAGUAUUACAAUAAAAAAACCAAUAUACGUUGGUCUCAGUAUUCUCGAUUUAUCUAAAACAUUGUUGUACGAUUUUCAUUAUUCAUACAUGAAGAAGCGAGUUGGAGAAAAAUGUAAACUCCUUUACACUGACACAGAUAGUCUACUAUAUGAAGUUGUUAAUGUGGAUAUGUAUCAGAUAAUGAAAGAAGACUUGCACAAAUUUGAUACUUCUGAUUAUGACGAGAACAAUCAAUUUGGAAUUCCACGUGUUAAUAAAAAAGUACCUGGAUUAAUGAAAGAUGAAUGCUGUGGCAAGAUUAUGAUGGAAUUUAUUGGUUUACGGAGCAAAAUGUAUAGUAUUUUGAUUGAUGGAUCCGAGACAGUGAAAAAAGCCAAAGGUAUAAAAUCAAGUGUUGUGAAGAAAACAAUCACGUUCGAAGAUUAUCGAAAAUGUCUUGAAGAACAAAUUAUUGUUAAACGUGAGCAGAGCAAUAUUCGCUCCAAAUUACACAUUGUGCACACUGAAAAACAGAAUAAAAUUGCACUUAGUCCACAUGAUGAUAAGAGAUUCUUAUUGCCCCAUAGUACGGAUACUUUGCCCUGGGGACAUUACAGAAUUGUGGAAGAACAGAUGGCGCAAGCUGCAAUGCAAGUGGAGGGGAUGGCAGAUGAGAGGGGAUAUGCUGCAGCCAAUGAUAAACCUGCAGAACAAAAAAGAGAGGGAGAAAGUGAGAGGGGGAAUUAAACAACCAAUGAGAAUGCAUCGCGGGUGGGGAUGACACUGUACGGCAAUGAAGGUGAACAAAUCGUGAUUGAAUAUGAUGUUUUGGAGGAGUUUAUGCUCGACUGGGCUCCAUUAUUGGACCAGAUUGGAUCUGAACAAGAGAAGAUAAGGGAUAUAUUACAAGAGGCAAUGGAAGGGGCAGAAAUUGUGGUGGGAAAUGGGCUAUAUGAACAGACGAACGUUGACGAGGAGCACAUUCGAGCAAUCGAAUAGUUCGAGGACAGCCAAACUUGUACAAAGAAAUCAAGACUCAUCUAACUUAUAAAAAUGGAUCUAUCUGCACUUAACAAGCUUGCUGAGCGUGAGUUCUUGCCCAGGAAGAAAGUCAUGGACUUAGAAAAAGAUCAUCAGUACAUGGUGACUGCACUUAAAGAGGUGAAGACAAGAUUCUCUACGAAGGUUGUAGCUGAACUCGAUGAGAGCUUCCAAAUAUUCCUACCAGAGAAGAUUUCAUCAGCCAUCCUAAAAGAUCAAGAGUUUUUCAACCAACUCUCCAACACUGCAAAUAAACUCUGUUUAUUUGUAAUAUAUCAAGGUGGAACUUCUUUUAAGUUUGAAUCUAUUUCUGCUUAAAGCAAAAGAUAAUA
This is a messenger RNA of Nasonia vitripennis (jewel wasp), 2848 nucleotides long. RefSeq lists its product as uncharacterized. The transcript is spliced from 2 exons. NCBI's taxonomy places the organism in Eukaryota, Metazoa, Arthropoda, Insecta, Hymenoptera, Pteromalidae. The record is from RefSeq and is a predicted model, not a curated record. Bases 1584 to 2222 code for a protein of 212 amino acids.